CUAGGACUCAUUGCUGGUUAGUGAACAUUUUAUGUGUGGUGCACGCUAGGACUCAUUGCUGGUUGGUGAUCAUUUAAAAUCAUCAAUCGUUUUCAAAAAUUGAAUGCAAACAUUAUGUAGUUUAUUACUUGUGACUCAUUCAUUCUUUCAAUCUAAGAAAGCAGGGCCUAUAUAUUAUUUUCCAAUCUGACAGCCAAUUGAUUUUUGAAUCAAGAUUGUGAGUUUCCAGAGUAUAUUUUAGAAGACUCCCAAUCCAUUAUGUGACAUCACAGACAGGCUGUUAACCUUUGCACCUCGUAAGAACGUAUACAAGGUUGAUGUGAUAUUCUCAUAUCAUUGUGUCAUUGUGGCUCCACGGGAAUUCAUGAAUUCACUAACACCCACCUCAAUUUCUCCACAAUAAACUUGUUUUUGUUUAAAAUAAAACACUAUGAACACUAUGCACACUAUGAACACCAUGCACAGUAUGAACACUAGGAACACCAUGAACACCAUGCACACUAGGAACACCAUGCACACCAUGAACACUAUGAACAUCAUGCACACUAGGAACACCAUGAACACCAUGCACACCAUGAACACUAGGAACACCAUGAACACUAUGAACAUCAUGCACACUAGGAACACCAUGAACACUAUGAACAAAGUUAUGCAUGAAGCAAGUUCCACUUUAAACUCAUCGAUUCUUUGCAUCAGGUGGUUUAAAUGGCAACAAAUAAGAUAAAUUAUGUCAUUGUCUACUUUUAAUUUAAGUCGUUAUUUUUCAUACAAAAUUUUAUGUGGAUAUGAUUGGGGGCUACUAUAUUAACAGUUCUCUUUGAAUGAGACGAAUCAUCAUCUCAUUAUGUUGACAGUUCUCUUUGAAUGAGAUGAACCCUCAUCUCAUUAUGUUGGUCUUCACUUGAAUAAACUUCUGUUUCCUUGGUCAAAGGCGCUUGUCAAGAAACGUGGACUUGUCUGUCGAUCCUGGUCAGAAGAUUCAUUGGCGUCCCAUACUCCGUCACGUCAAAUACUCUCUAUCGUGCCACAUGCCCUCUGUCUCGUCACACCCUCUGUCAGGGCACAUACACUACUUCACGUCAUACACCCUCUGUCUCGUCACACCCUCUGUCAGGGCACAUACACUACUUCACGUCACUCACUCCGAGUCGCGGCACAUAGUCUCCUUCACGUCACACUGGAGAUCAAAUGUGCUGAUGUUACAAUAGACCUGAUCGUCUGCCCAUCCCUUCACUCACACACGCUCAAGAAUUCGGAUAAAACUCAUGUGCCCAUUGAUCAUGUGCUCCAAGACCCUGCCCAAGAUGACUCCAACUCUAAACUUUUGCGCUCGCCAUUUCAAACUUUCAACCGACAUGCCGUGCUUGUUUUCCAUUUGGCGGGCUUCCUUGACGAGGAAGUCUCGUUCUGCUCUGGGAAUGGGAAUGUGAGGCUCAGUUCCAUGUCUACGUGUUGAGUUGUGUGAAGUGAGUGAGACGCUGACACGAACCUUAGACUCAUAGAUCCCAGUCUUUACUUGUGCUCAACAUUAUGUUAACUUUGGUUGUUGCUUAGGAAAAAAAACAACUGUUUUUGUGUGGAUAAGGGCGAGUCUCAAAACCCCAAGGCGCAGAAAAGAGUUUGGUGGGGGGGGGGGGAUGAAACCGACAUUCAUUUAAUGAGGCUAUUUCUGUGUUUCGUUGGCUUGUAUUCUUGCUUGUGUUGUUUAUAUCCUAAGAUUCCUGACCAUCCUAAUAGCUUUAUGUGUUUUUCUGGUGGUCGCGUGUCACGGUGCGCCGGGCAAGUCGAGAAAGGUCAGUCGCACGCCCUCAGACAUUUCCAUUUAAAUGACGAGGACUUGGUUAUCGUAGGAUAGAACUACGUCAGUGGUUGUAGCCCGUGUAUAAUCACUCACAUGGCGUUGUCCGCAUCUAUCACUCACACGGCGUUGUCCGCCUCUAUCACUCACACGGCGUUGUCCGCCUCUAUCACUCACACAGUGUUGUCCGCAUCUAUCACUCACACGGCGUUGUCCGCAUCUAUCACUCACACGGCGUUGUCCGCAUCUAUCACUCACACGGGGUUGUCCGCAUCUAUCACUCACACGGCGUUAUCCGCAUCUAUCACUCACAUGAGACAGAUUAUGUAUCUGGACAGGCCUCUGGCUUAUUCGUGACCCUCAAACUAUUGUGCCAACAUCUGGUUUAGUAGUGACAUCUGGGGCACUGAUUUCACAUAUUCUCUUUUCUUAGCCAACCAGGCAAAUAUCUGGGGCACUGACUUCACAUAUCCUCUUUUCUUAGUCAACCAGGCAAAUAUCUGGGGCAGUGAUUUCACAUAUUCUCUUUUCUUAGUCAACCAGGCAAAUAUCUGGGGCACUGACUUCACAUAUUCUCUUUUCUUAGUCAACCAGGCAAAUAUCUGGGGCACUGACUUCACAUAUUCUCUUUUCUUAGUCAACCAGGCAAAUAUCUGGGGCACUGACUUCAUAUAUUCUCUUUUCUUAGUCAACCAGGCAAACAUCUGGGGCACUGACUUCACAUAUUCUCUUUUCUUAGUCAAUUAGGCAAACAUCUGGGACACUGACUUCACAAAUAAUCUUUUCUUAGUCAAUUAGGCAAACAUCUGGGGCACUGACUUCACAUAUUCUUUUUUCUUAGUCAAUUAGGCAAACAUCUGGGGCACUGACUUCACAUAUUCUCUUUGCUUAGUCAACCGGGCAAACAUCUGGGGUGCUGAUUUCAGAGAGGAGCAGCUCUUAACUUGUCACAACAUCUUUUAGGUGUCAGUAUCAAUGUAAGUUGUCGAAUAUUUGCUGUUUGUAAUAGUCUAUUUAGCACGAUAUUCUUACAACUCAGGUGGCGUGCAUAUUUAGAAACACAUGGGUCAGAAUGGAACAAGGAUGACAUUUACAAAUAAAUACGUGGGUUAGAAUGGAACAAUGGUGAGAUGCAUGCAUAAAUUUAUGGGUCAGUAUGGAACAUUGGUGUGGUGCAUCAGUAACCAAAGUUUGAAAGGCGCUCUCUGUCUUGUUCUCUCUUGCCUUUCCAAUACCUUUAGCUUUAUUGAAAUCCUUCAUAAUUUUUUUUUUUUUAAAUCCACACAUUCUCGACACUCUACUUGUAUUGUUUGAUUGAUGCACGCAGAUCGUCUCAGAAAACUACAAUGUCGAAGGCGGGCUCUGUGUGCGAGAGGAGAGGUGACCUCAGCCUCGACAGCUCCUUCACUGGCACCUCGGCCAAGCUGAAACUGGGGCGUUUCCGGUGGAAGAUGAGGGGCAUGUUGUCCAACCUGGGCUCGUCCACAGUGGUGACCAAUCAACAACCCGUCGUCGCAUAUGAAAACACUUACAAGAUGGCGCCAGACGAUGGGAAGAGGUUCUCAAUCAAGCGAGCUGAAGAGGUUUAUUUUAAUAUUUUGACUUUACGUAAAUUCUGACAAAUUAAUAGAAUCUCCAGACUCGUAAUGACUGCAAUAUCAAUGAGAAAUCCUGCCCGAAAUAUUUGAAAUGACGACUCUCUCAAAAUAAGACAAGACGACCUCGUGGGUAUUAGAGCAGUGCUGUCCGGCCCGCAAGCUGAUAUUAAAUGGCCCGCAAGCUGAUAUUAAAUGGCCCGCCACAGCCUGAGUAGGAUGGAUUGAGAGUAGCAGUAAUUUAUGCACAUCAGCGGAGCUUUCAUUUGGGUACUUCGGGGACAUAAAAUCGGAUACUAUUUUCUCCUUCUCUCUGUUGCUUUGUAAAGGGGAGGGGCGUCGUGGGGCAUCUGGUUUAAUCACUAACGGCGUCGAGAAAGAUAAAUAGGGAAACCCAAAGUAACUUGAUGUGUAGCCAUUUGGUCAUUGUUAAAAUGUUCAUGCCACCACCCAGGGCCGGCCUUAGGCCACUGCAACCUAUGCGGCCGCAGUGGGCCCCGGUCUUAAUUUUCACUUAUUAUCCUUAUCCCUACCCAGACUGGGCCCCGCGCAAUCCGUUUCGCAUAGGGCCCCGCAAUUGUUGAGGCCGGCCCUGCCACCACCAACAGUACAAUUCAAAGCAAAAUUUAUCAUUAAAAAGGGCUACAGUUUUUAUAGGCUUUAUUUAUAUUCUUGAAGAGCCGAUAAUGCUAUUGGAUAUAGGAAUCUUUAUGCAUAAGUAAGAAGCAUUAAUAAUGGGAAUAAUUUUCUUAAAAGGAAAAAAAAAAUAUAUUUUUAAAAAUCUGUUGAGUUGCUAUCUGUAGCCUUCGGCUUCGCUUUAUUUUUAUUAUUAAUUUUUUUUUUUUUUAAGCCGACGUAGUCAAAAGGUUGUACAGCACUGGGGUAGAGAGUAUUUUAAGAUGAAUACUAGAGCUAAAUUAUCUCUCUUUUUUUUUUUUUUUUUUUUUUUUUUUUGUGGGGGGGGGGGGGGUGGUGUGUUCAUUUAACAUCAAAAGCUUGUAUAUAUCAGUGAUCAUAAAAUGUUCUAAGCGUCUCUUUGUUCCAUCUAAGAUUUAAACGACAAGUUUGAUUUCCUUUCAUCAGGUUAUCGAUGGCGUGUUCAAUCAUUACCUCCACGGCAAGUCGUACGACUCCAAGGUGUUUCCACGUCUGAUCAAAACAUUGACAGAGCUCAUCCGGGACAGGGUCAAAACCCAAGGCAUGGAAAGGUAAGUCAAGGGUGGUAAUCCGAUAAUGUCUUUGAAAAGUGUGUGAUCUGACGUUAAUGUGCUGUCUGACAAGUGUGCGUGAGUUGAUCAUGAUCUCAUAAUCUUUGGGUGGGAGCUGGUCGUCGUAUGGCAGUUGGGGUAUUGACUAAUGCAAUACAUGCCGGCCUACUUAGGCACAGUGACCACUAGCAAGCAUCACCUAGCUCAGUGGUUCUAAAUCCUCCUAAUGCCGCAACCCUUUAAUAAAGUUCCUCAUGUUGUGGUGACCCCCCAACCAUAAAAUUAUCUUUGUUGCUACUUCACAAAUAUGUGUUUUCCAAUGGUCUUAGGCGACCCCUUAGUAAGGGUCGUUCGCCCCCUAAAGGGGUCGCCACCCCAAAGGUUGAGAACCCGCUGAUCUAGCUGCUGCUAGCAGGGUUAUCAUCUUCCUGUUCAUGAUGCGCAGUAAUUCACUUUAGGAAGCCAUCACGACUAAAUACAUAUAUUUAAUUGUACGCGAGUCCACUCUUUACCUCUCAUUAUGUUCACUUGUGGCAUUGCUUGGUGUUUCUUAUAUUUUCUUAGGAAUAGUUUAACGUGAAAACUUGAUAAGCCUACCAAAUAUUUUCCUCUCACCGCUGCAUAGGCCUACCGGCCUACCUCCUUUGUUCGUGCUUUGAUAGCGAUUUCAUCGUCUUGAUGGGUACGUUGGCCGCCAUUGAUUUCAGCCAUGUUAGUGCUUGUCCUUAGCAACGCAGUGGUAUCAUUAACUCCAUUACAGGAGUAGGAGUGAAGGAAAGCACAGGGUAAUUUAAAUGCACACUGAGAAUGUGGUCAUUAAAAGUUGUGUGCGCACGUAUGCUAUGGGCGAAGGUCACGUGUCACUUGCGCUGCUAGACUAAAUCUGAUUGUCUCACCUUGUUUGGCACCUGUGACAGUAAUUACCUCCACCUUGCCAAUAAAGUUUUAAAAUCAAUAAUCUAAUGCUCUAGAUCAGAGGUUCUCGGUCCUGCGUUCCGACACCUGUGUAGCACUGAAAUGGGAAUGCUUGUCCGUGCAAACAUCGGGUCGUCUAAUAGCAGUUUGAGAUAUAAUCAGAAAUGCCUCAGCUGGUGUCCUAUAGAAAAAUAGUGUUGCUCCCUCGGGUUGAACGAGUCAAUGAGUAGCUUAUUUAUUAGAAGUUGUCCAUAAUUUAAAUGUACGUUAAAAAUUUUGUUGUAAUAGUGCAGUCGUUCUGUUACUCAUUUUAGGUACAAAAUUUUGGCCACGGUAACCGUGAUUGAAAACAAAGAACAAGGCGUACACCUGGCAAGUCGAGCUCUGUGGAACCAGCACCUGGACAAUUUCGCUUCCCUGUCCUACGAAGGCCCGGAUUACUACGCUGUUGGCUCCGUCUACGCCAUCUACCACGAUUAAUUAACCAACGGCAACUUCAGCAAGCAAAAAAAGCCAAAGAUUCUAUUUUAAACAUAAUUGUGAUAUCUUGUGACAUUUCCUUGAAAUUCAAAUCAUUUGAUGUACAUUCACAAUCACUUUCUUACAUUUACAAUCACUUUCCAGCAUUCACAAUCAGUUUUUUUACAUUUAUAAUCACUUUCUUAUUUUUACAAUCACUUUCUUACAUUUACAAUCAUUUUCUUACAUUUACAAUCAUUUUCUUACAUUUACAAUCACUUUCUUACAUUUACAAUCAUUUUCUUACAUUUACAAUCACUUUCUUACAUUUACAAUCAUUUUCUUAAAUUUACAAUCACUUUCUUACAUUUACAAUCACUUUCUUACAUUUACAAUCAUGUUCUUACAUUUACAAUGACUUCUGAUUAAUUGAAGAGCAAAAAUGGGCACAUAAGUUCAAGCUAUGUCCCAAACCAUGGGGG
Molecule: messenger RNA, 6457 nt
Organism: Lymnaea stagnalis (great pond snail)
Lineage: Eukaryota; Metazoa; Mollusca; Gastropoda; Lymnaeidae
Source: the annotation of a GenBank genome assembly